CCUCCUUAUCUUAAGAAUAAAAAAUAAACAAUUUAAAAAAAAACAAUAAACAAAGCUCUCACAUUUGUUUAAGGCAGAGAAAAGACUGUUCAUCCAUCCUCUCGUCUACCCCCAAAAAAAACAAUCAGUCAUUGCAAAUGAAGAAGAAAGGGAAAGUUCACCCAUCUCCUCCUUCAUCUUCCUCGUCUCGCUACCUCAACGAAGAUGAGUCUCUCUCUGUGCUGAGGCUCCUUCCAGCGACGAUUCUGGUUCUAGUCUCGGUUCUCUCGACCCAAGACAGAGAGGUUCUCGCUUACUUGAUCACUAGAGGAAACUGCGGAAGAACCUCGACAUCAAAGAAGAACAAAUCCAGCAAGAACCACCACAAGCCACCCGUCUUCGACUGCGAGUGUUUCGACUGCUACACUAGCUACUGGUUCCGCUGGGACUCCUCUCCGAACCGCGAGCUCAUCCACGAAGUCAUCGAGGCGUUUGAGAAUCAUCAGGGCGAAAACUCGGUUUCGAGGAGCAAGUCCAAGAGAGGUAAGAAGAAAGAGAAACCGGGUCGUCGGGUCGAGUUAAUGUCCGAGAGCCACGUGUCGACUCCAGAUGACUCGUUGGAGAGGUUGAGUGGAGCUGAGGUGGUGGAACGAGAGCCGCGAGAUGAGGAGGAGGUUAUUGUAGUUGAAGAAGAGGAAUCAACGGUGGAGAUUCCGCCGGCAGCAGGAGGACACAAGGGAUUAGUGAGGAAGGUAUUGCCGGACGUGUUGGGUCUGCUUAAUUCCAGUUUUUGGCGACUUUGGAAUCCGAACGCGUAAAAGCAUCCAUCAGACCAAAACUUAUGCUUUAUUUUUUUCUUCUGAUGUUUUUUCAUAAGAAAAAAAAAAGAUAAUCCAAUCACUAUGCUUUAAUUUUUUCUUUCUUUCAUGUCUCUAAAGUAUAUCAAUCACUACGUUGUUAUGUUUGAUAUUCUUGGUUGAAAAACACGCAGGCAUUAUUAGCUUUCUUUA
Molecule: messenger RNA, 989 nt
Organism: Brassica rapa (field mustard)
Lineage: Eukaryota; Viridiplantae; Streptophyta; Magnoliopsida; Brassicales; Brassicaceae
Source: RefSeq, a predicted model, not a curated record